GAAACAUCCAUAGUUUCCAACGACUUUCAUUGGAAAUGUUAUUAAUUGCUCUCCGAAUUAAAUUACGCGCAGCUUUUUCUUUAACUGCAUACUUAUGUUCGCGGUUCGCGCGUCGCACAAUGCCGAGUGUCAGAUAAAAUAUAGCGAUAAGUAUCAUGUGUACGAUGAUUUUCUCUUCUCCAUUAACGAGAAGGAUCAUUAUUAUUAGAUCCACUUUGGAAUCAAAACUGUAAAAGAAACCGAAUGACGAUGCAAUGAGAGGGGGAUAUACUAUAUGUAUUUAGGUAUAUUUAUUAUUCCUUGGAAAUGACAUUGCCAUCGAUGCAGAGAAGCUUGUUGGGCUUAACAGUGCUGACGAUCGUCGGCCUAACGACUUUCCUGCUGAGCAAGAAACUCACACUGGAGACGCGCAAGCGAGAUGGCCUGCUCCUCGACAUGAUCGCUAACAUUAGCGGUCACUUGGAUCGACUUGACAGCAGCUUCGAUGACAUCGCCGCGCAGACGGGAAUUGCGCGGAAUCGCUUGUUACGACUGGUUGCGCUUCAUCGAGAAAAUCUCUUGGCAUGUGCGUUACUCGGCGAGAAAUGGAGACAAAAGCAAAUGCUCAGUAUCGGAAAACCGAUCACGAUGGCGAAGAGGAGAAAACGACGCCGACGGUUCAUCGUAUUGCACUAUCAUCGAUAAUCAAUAUUCGAAAGGUUUUUAUCAGACGUGUAAGAAAAUACAGCAGCUAGAUAUAAUUAGAUCAACAUGUACAUAUAUAUCGCCAAAUUACCUAUGUUAUUAUAUUUAAUCUACUCAAUGUUUAGGAAUGUUUUUUCUUUCUGUACUGAUACUUUGUCAAUUUUGCGAGUCUCAUUAUACAUUUUUAUUUUUCUCGAGAUAUCAAGAAAUAUGUGUACGUUUCAAUGUAAACGUUUCAAUGUUUUUUUUAUAUAAUUCAAGACACGCGCUUUUCAACUAUUAAUAU
Messenger RNA from Trachymyrmex cornetzi, 970 nucleotides. RefSeq lists its product as uncharacterized. The record is from RefSeq and is a predicted model, not a curated record. The transcript has a single exon. Bases 307 to 684 code for a protein of 125 amino acids. Lineage: Eukaryota; Metazoa; Arthropoda; Insecta; Hymenoptera; Formicidae.